AUUUCCUGGUGAACACUUGGGUUUGCUCUGUUAUAUUUCUCCAGCCAGGGAACAGGUUGGUGCUUUCUAAGGCUUUUGCUCUCACAUGACCCAACUGGAUCUCAGGAGCCUUUUGGCAUCACCCACAAUCUCCUGAAUAGGCAGAGAAGAGGCAUUUUAAUCUUUCCCCAAACUUAGCUAAAUUCUGCCUGCUCAAAGCCAAAAGGGUAGUUUGCUUUGGCACAAGGGUUCUGCUUUUUAGCCUUACACUUUUGUAAGAAAUAAUGAAAGUUUCUGAUAGUACACAUAAGAGGAUUAUUUUUUUCACAACUUUUUUCCCACUUACCAUGGGAUGGAAGGGUUUGACUUUGUCCAUCGUAUGGAGACUCUCAGCUGGAAGGUGUCCAGAGAGUUGGGAGAUGUGUUGUCAUCCCAGCAGCAUUUUCUCUGAGAAGCUGAGAAUAGGAAUCUUGGGAGAUGCAGUUUCUCUUUCACAGCUUUCCUGGAUGUCCUGCACCCUCUCCAGCACUGUGCUCUGCUCCCAGGCUGGGACACCCAUGUGCCCACAGAGAGGCUGGGAUGGAGACUCCUAGAUCCAGGUUCUUUGCUACCUCAGGGGAAGUUUUGUCUCGACAUUUACUCUGUGCUUUUCAGGCCAGGCCUUGUGGCCUGCUGAAGCAGACAGCUCUAAACAAGAUCCCAGGCAGAUUCCAGCUGCACCAGGAAGCGCUGCCCUACCUGCCCGUGCCACCACUGCAGCAGACCCUGGAUCGGUACCUGCUGGCCCUGCAGCCCAUCGUCAGCCCCGAGGAGCUGAGCCACACGCAGGAGCUGGUGGCUGAGUUCCGCAAGCCGGGAGGCGUCGGGGAGAGGCUGCAGAAAGGCCUGGAGAGAAGAGCCAAGAAAACAGAGAACUGGCUCUCAGACUGGUGGCUGAAGACAGCUUACCUGGAAUAUCGCCUGCCAGUUGUGGUCCACUCCAGCCCAGGUGUGGUUUUACCCAAGCAGGAUUUUCUGGAUCGACAAGGUCAGCUCAGGUUUGCUGCCAAGCUGAUCGAGGGUAUCCUGGAUUUCAAGACCAUGAUUGACAAUGAGACCCUUCCAGUGGAGUACAUGGGUGGGAAGCCCCUGUGUAUGAACCAGUACUACCAGAUCCUCUCAUCCUGCCGCAUUCCCGGGCCCAAGCGGGACUCCAUUGUCAACUACGCCAAAGGCAAAAAGCAGUCCAGACACAUCACAGUCGUUCACAACUUCCAGUUCUUUGAACUGGAUGUUUACAACAGUGAUGGAUCUCCCCUUACUGCUGACCAGCUCUUCAUCCAGCUGGAGAAGAUUUGGAACACCUCCCUCCAAACAAACAAAGAACCUAUUGGGAUCCUCACCACCAACCACCGAAACAGCUGGGCAAAAGCCUACAACAACCUCCUGAAAGACAAGACCAACAAGGAGUCCGUGCGUGUGAUUGAGAAGAGCAUCUGCACCGUGUGCCUGGACGCCCCCAUGCCCCGGGUGUCUGACGACAUCUACAAGAGCCGCGUGGCCGCGCAGAUGCUGCACGGCGGCGGCAGCCGCUUCAACAGCGGCAACCGCUGGUUCGACAAAACCCUGCAGUUCAUCAUUGCUGAAGAUGGCUCCUGUGGUCUUGUCUAUGAGCAUGCUCCCUCCGAAGGCCCACCCAUCGUUGCUCUUCUGGAUCACAUUGUGCAGUUCACGAAAAAUCCCGAGGUGGGCAAAUCACCCACAGUUCCUCUGCCAAUGCCCAAAAAGCUGCGGUUUAACAUAACCCCAGAAAUCAAGAAUGACAUAGAGAAUGCAAAGCAAAACCUCAACAUAUUGGUCGAAGAUCUGGAUAUCAAAGUCAUGGUCUUUCAUCAAUUUGGGAAAGGUUUUCCCAAGUCAGAGAAGAUCAGCCCUGAUGCUUUUAUCCAGCUGGCCUUGCAGCUGGCAUACUACAGGAUGUACGGCCACGCCUGUGCCACGUACGAGAGCGCGUCACUGCGGAUGUUCCGCCUGGGCCGCACCGACACCAUCCGCUCCGCCUCUGUGGCCUCCCUCAAGUUUGUGCAAUCCAUGGACAGCCCUGACAAAUCGGACCAGGAGAAAGCAGACCUGCUGAGGAGAGCCACACAGGCCCACAGGGAAUACACAGACAUGGCCAUACGGGGCAAUGCAAUAGACCGGCACCUGCUGGGGCUGAAGCUCCAGGCGAUCGAGGACCUGGUGAGCAUUCCUGAGCUCUUCAUGGACACAGCCUAUGCUGUUGCAAUGCACUUCAAGCUCUCAACCAGCCAGGUCCCAGCCAAGACAGAUUGUGUGAUGUGUUUUGGUCCCGUGGUUCCAGAUGGCUAUGGAGUCUGUUACAACCCUAUGGAGGAACACAUCAACUUUGCAAUUUCAGCCUUCAAUAGCUGUGCUGACACAAACACAGCCCGUAUGGCACAUUAUCUCGAGAAAGCACUGCUAGACAUGAGGAUCUUGCUCCAGGCUGCUCCCAAAUCCAAACUGUAAGAGGGAAACCCCCCCAGUGAAACAGGCUAUCCCUGAUGCACUGAAGCUUCCAGUUCCUCAGAAAACGAUUCAGAGAACAGCUUGCCUUGGAACCUAAGAAGAUAUCUACCAUGUGUUUUCAGCAAGAUUUACAGAAGAGCCACGUGCAGAUACCAGACUCUGUAGUGAGAGGAAACUCUGUCUCAAACCAAAGUAGACCUGACAGGGCUUCUCCCAUCAAUGCAAAAUGCACCUUCCUGUCCUCAAAGACUCAAAUAUGAUUUUUAUGAAAAUUACUGUAAGGGAAUACAGAAAGCAGUCCUUACCAGCAUCUAAAUCCAUUUGGUGAGGAAGGUGGUUCUUGUCCGUGAAAAGCAGGGAAUGCUUCUUGUAUGAUAGAACUACUGUAAGACCAAGUCUUUUUCCUGGUUUCAUCUUCUGAAGAGCAUCUUCCAAUCUUGACUGAAGAUUUUUCUACUGCUGCAGCAAAACUUCAUCAUUCAACUUCAGCAAGGGGAGAAGGAAGUUAAUCCAGAGCAGAUCCAGUCUCUUUAAGAGUACACUGCACUACUUAUCCCAGACACUCCAACCAGUACAGGCUUUACAGGAAUGUUCCCUUCCCCUUGUUCAGGACAUUGGGAUCUUGUUCCUCUUACACUGACCCUCUUAACAACAGAACAUGACUCAAUAGAAACUAAGGUGAUUUUUACUGUUUCAGGUUAUUUUUUUUUGUUGUUGAUCUUGCUCUGGACUUCUUGUUAAGCUUCCUGCCAAAGUCCUACCACUGAUCUUCCAGCCUACAGCUUUUCCCCAUAAAGCUUCUACAAAACUCUCCUCAUGUAAGUUUUUCCAGCUUUGGCUUUAUGUACCUUCACAUCUGCAGAGAUGAGAAGGGAUUUCCUAUGCAUUUAGCAGGACCCUUCCUCUAUUGUACCUUUCUUUGGAGCUGAGGAAAAGAAAAAGAUGCUGACUCUGUUCACUAACAAGCCUGAUGUCCUUCAGGCACACACACAUUAACCCAAUGUGGUUUUACACCCUGCUUUCAGAAACACCAUUUUUGUGCACAAUGUUAUGCCUGAGCUGUGGACAAAUAAGGAUGUUUCUGAACAGGAACUCUAGAACAUGCUUCCAUUCCUGGCCCACAGAGCUGAAAUCUGUUAAAGGCCAAAGGAAAAACAGCUGCAGAAACCCUUCUUUCACAUCACUCUGCUGUAACAAGGCAAAAAAAUCUUGAAAAACGGGGAGAAAGCAGAGUACACAUGGACCUGUAGGUUUUUUUCUGCACUGUGGCAGCCACUGUUCCUGCAGUAACAGCACAGCACCUUUUCUGCCACUUUGGGGAGUUAUUUCUUACUGAAAUAUUACUCCAAUUUGUGCCAGCUUUAUUCUGUGAGAGAAUGAUCUCAUAUGAUACUGUUUUUAUGUCCAGUUGAAAAACUUGAGACAGUAAAAGUUUAUAUAUAAAUAUUAACAUACAAUGGUAGCAUAGGAACUUCCAACCAAUCUGUCAGAACCAAGUCAGAAUCCUGACUACACUUUUAUUUAGUAAAAAUAAACUAUAUUACCAUAUGGUAAUAAAGAAUUCUAGUGCUAUUUCUGCAGUAGGAAUUCUGUAUUUAAAUUGCACACCCUUCAAGAUGUGUCUGCUGAGAUGUCACCAUAAAUAAGAAGCAUUACGAGUGUGAUGGCCUGUUUUGUUAACAGGGAAAUAAUUGCAAGGGACAUGAUCAAAGUGCCUUGAUGAACAUGUAUGAAGAAAUUUGCACUAAAUAUUUUUAAAGUAAAAGAAGAAAAAAUAAUUCUAAUUUGCUUCUCUAAAGAUACAAGCCAAUGCUUCGGCAUUUUUUUCCUGAAAGGAUGUUAUUUCAAAGCUUUUAUCUUAUACCUAAUAACAAACCUUAAAAGAGGAAAACUUAAUUGAAACUCACCUGCACAGCCAGUGAUUGUAUUGAACUUGAUUGAACUGCCACUUUCACAUGAUCUACAUGGAUUUAGUUGAUCUUUUAGAAAAUCUUGAAUGGAGUGAGACAGCCUAAAAACAUGAAUAGGAGCACUACAGACCUGCAAGCAGAAACCUCUGCUCUAGUGACUCCUCAGUAUCAAUCAGACUGAAAACUGCAAGAGGAUACUCAGUAUUAUCAAACUCUGAUUGUGUAAAUACUACAGACAAGAACAAACUUCACUGGAAUAACAUCUGGAUUUAUGGAGCCUUUUACAUGGAAAAAAAAUAUUCCUUUUGCCCAAGUAAUCCUCCCCCCAUACUGAAUCCGCCUCUGUUGCUAGGGGAUGAAUUCUUUUUCCAUGUCUGCAAUGCCUUCAAGCACAAGCAGUGCCACUGAAGUAUUUGAGACUGGCCCUUUUCCACUUCUGCCUCAAAGGGGAAGGCUCUCAAAGCAAAGUGCCUAUUAAAGACUUAAGCAUGUGCUGCUGAGGACUGUACCUCAAAAGAUGGGAUUGAUCUAUUCUGGAUAUCUCACUAGUUCAGCUGUGGGAUACUGUACUAAGAGUACAGCUGCAGGGAGCAGACAAAGAGAUACAAGAUUCAUAAACCACCUAAUGCAUCCUUACUGAUGCACAAAGCUGAAAUUCAGAUGAAUGAGGCUGAUUUUUAAAGUGUUUGAAAGGACACUAAAAUCAUUACAAGGUUUUUCCUUUAAAAAGUCUUUUCUUAUAGUACAAGUUCUAAAAUGUACUGUCCUUUUGGUUUGUAUCUUCUAGAUUUUUUCAGUGUUGACUUAGUGAAUACUGUUCUCCCUGUUUCUGAUUGUUUUAUCAAGAGAUGUCCAUUGACUAAAAGGCACAGUUAAGUAGAAGAAACUAAAGCUCCAGAAAAAAGACUGAUUUGGAACAAAUUAUUUCAGAAAUUCAUAGACUAAAAAUAUUCAGAUAACUCUUGGCCUAUGAGUGCAAUUUUUAACACAGCCUGGUAGGGUUGCAUGUUUUGCUGAUUAGCUGUGUUAAAUACUGUUGGGUAGUGGGAUCGGUGUCAUGCAAAGUUUGGAAACGUUUGUUGAAUAAACUGGGACACAAUAAACAGAUAAAUGCUACAAAAA
Molecule: messenger RNA, 5519 nt
Organism: Sturnus vulgaris (Common starling)
Lineage: Eukaryota; Metazoa; Chordata; Aves; Passeriformes; Sturnidae
Source: RefSeq, a predicted model, not a curated record